AGAAGCCUAAGAAAUUAAAGAUCAUCAAGAACUUCAUUCAUCCAAUAUAUAUAUAGAAUUGUAACAUGGUUUUCUCUUCAAUUCAGACUUAUCUUGAUCCCUCCAACUGGCAACCACAGCAAUUAAAUCAUCAACAUCAUCUAGGCGAAAGUGGUACCAUUCCAACUCCACACCUACCCCUACCAACUCCGCCGGAGGCCGCCCAAGCGAAUGCUAGCGGAGUUGGUGGAGGCGGGAUACGGCCGAAUUCCAUGGCGGAGCGGGCCCGGUUAGCGAAUAUCCAGAUUCCGGACGCGGCCUUGAAGUGCCCGAGAUGUGAGUCGACGAACACCAAGUUUUGCUACUUCAACAACUACAGCCUCUCCCAGCCCCGUCAUUUUUGCAAGACGUGCAAGCGGUACUGGACCCGAGGGGGCGCUCUGAGGAGCGUCCCCGUGGGGGGUGGGUGCAGAAGAAACAACAAAAGGAGCAGUAAAGGCGGGGGCGGCGGAGGAAGUAGUAAUAGUAGUUGCUCGAAGUCUACUACUACUACUUCAUCUGUCGGCAACGACCAACAGAGUAACAUCUCUUGCGGUGGUCCUUCGAUGAGCUCCGCCGCUUCCGCCGUCAUCCUCGCGCCUCAGAUUCAUCACCACCUACCCUUCACCGCUCAGGUCUCCGACCAUCACCGCUACCCCGGAAUCUCUCACCCUCCGGUGGAUGCAGGUGAGAACAUGAUGAUGACCCUCCACCUCGGAGGCGGCGGUGGCGGGGAGAAUUACAAUAAUCUACUGUCCGGAGGCGUCGCGCCACUCUUGUCGUCAGCUGGCGGCAUUCAGCAACCGCCGUCGCAGUUCUCAUUCUUCGACCCUCUCUUCAACUUCCAUCAAGCGGGAUUCGAGUUGUCUUUGCCAUCCGGCUUCACGGGCGGCGCGGGCUUCAGGCCGCGGGUCCCGCCCUCGACGUUCGUUCAACCCGCUACUGCGGCGCCCGUGAAGACGGAAGACGGGGACAACUGCUACCGCAACUACCACAACAACAUGAUGAUGGUGAGCAACAACCCUAACAACAACAAUGUGGGAGUUGGAUUGAACUCCAUUGUUAUCAACUCUACUGGAAAUAAUGAGCAGUGGUGUAAUUGGAGUGACAUUAAUUCUGCUAGUUUCAGUUCUUCUUCAACAAGCGACAAUCACUUGUAAAACCACACAUAUAUUGAUGGUGAGCUAGAGGCCAAUUAUCCAUUAUAACUUUCUGUGUACAUUAAGAAUCAAACGAAUAUGGACAUAACGUACGUCCACAUUCUUUAGAUUUUUAAUGUACGUAAAAAGUUAUAAUGUGUACGUAGACAGUUAUUCAAGAGCGAAAAACACAUCCUUUAGUUAGCGUUUUAGAACGUUUAAUUAGUGUCUCAUUUUGCCAAUUAGCGCGGGCUAUCAGGCAGCGACACUAAUUAAAAAUGGUUAAUUUUU
Molecule: messenger RNA, 1448 nt
Organism: Cuscuta campestris
Lineage: Eukaryota; Viridiplantae; Streptophyta; Magnoliopsida; Solanales; Convolvulaceae
Source: the annotation of a GenBank genome assembly